This is a messenger RNA of Prunus avium (sweet cherry), 2072 nucleotides long. Its product is annotated as glycosyltransferase BC10. The record is from RefSeq and is a predicted model, not a curated record. Gene Ontology annotation, cellular component: membrane. Gene Ontology annotation, molecular function: glycosyltransferase activity. NCBI's taxonomy places the organism in Eukaryota, Viridiplantae, Streptophyta, Magnoliopsida, Rosales, Rosaceae.
AAUCGCCGGCUGUGUUUGUGUUUGGAAGAAAGGCAAACGACUGUUUCCAUUAAUGUGAGAGAGAGAGAGAGAGAGUGUUUUGGGAAGGAGACACACAAAAGAAUCGUCUUUAACGAAUCAUAAAAUCAGACACAUCCCAAUUAAAAUCCAUUUUAUUUUUUUCCAAUUUUAAUUCUUUUCAUCAUUUCCAUUUUUCUACUCAUCCAGCUCCCUCUCUCUCUGCGAGGCCAGACUGUUGGUCGUCUUCUCUGCUCCUUCUUGUGUGUGUGCCCUAGAUCUUGAGAGAGAGAGAGUCAACGAUAAAUCACUACGCAGAAGAAGUUUCAGAUUCCAGAUCUUCAAUUCUUGAUUCGAAGCUCCUUUCAGCUCAUUGCAUCAGCUACCUCUUUCCAUGCUCUCCAAGUUUUCAGAGUGAGAAUUGCAGAAAUCUCCACACAAAUCAAUUGAAGUUUCUCUGCUAGACUGUUGAUACUAAAUCCAUAUCAAAUAGUACAAUGGUGGAUGGGGACAAUAGACAGGAAUGAGAUCAUUAGGUGAUGAAAUUGUGAUGCAUUUAGUCUAGAUGAAGACGGGUCAGUGGCGACUAGGCAUGGGUGACAUGCAGAUCUUGCCCGGGGCUCGCCAUCGCCCACCUCUGAAGAGGCCAUUGUGGAUUAUUGUCUUGGUUUCUUUGGUCAGCAUCUUUGUGAUUUGUGCUUUUCUCUACCCACCUCAAAGCAGUGCCGCUUGUUACAUAUUUUCUUCGAGAGGUUGCAAGGCUAUUACCGAUUGGCUUCCACCUGCUCCUGCAAGGGAAUAUACUGAUGCUGAGAUUGCAUCCCGUGUUGUGAUUAGAGAGAUUUUGAGCGCACCUCCUAUUCAAUCCAAGAAUCCGAAAAUUGCUUUCAUGUUCCUUACACCCAGUGCAUUGCCUUUUGAGAAGCUGUGGGAUAAGUUUUUCCAUGGUCAUGAAGGAAGGUUCUCUGUUUAUGUCCAUGCUUCUAAAGAAAAGGCAAUUCAUUUGAGCCGUUACUUUCUUAAUCGCGAGAUACGCAGUGACCCGGUGAUUUGGGGGAAAAUUUCCAUGGUAGAUGCAGAGAGAAGAUUAUUGAUAAAUGCUCUUCAAGAUCCUGAUAACCAGCAUUUUGUCUUACUUUCUGAAAGUUGUGUGCCACUGUAUCCAUUUGACUAUAUCUAUGACUAUCUGAUGAAUACAAAUAUAAGCUAUGUUGACUGCUUUGAGGAUCCUGGUCCACAUGGAAAUGGGAGGUAUUCUGAGCACAUGUUACCUGAAAUUGAAAAGAAAGACUUUAGAAAGGGUGCACAGUGGUUCACUAUGAAGCGUCAGCAUGCUGUAAUAGUAAUGGCUGACAGUCUUUACUACUCAAAAUUCCGGGACUACUGCAGGCCAGGUUUGGACGGGCGCAAUUGCAUUGCUGAUGAACAUUACUUGCCUACCUUUUUCAAUAUAAUUGAUCCUGGUGGAAUUGCAAACUGGUCCGUAACACAUGUUGAUUGGUCUGAAAGAAAGUGGCAUCCAAAGUUAUACAAGGGUCAGGAUAUUACUAACGACCUUCUGAAGAAUAUUACGUCAGUUGAUGUGAGCGUGCAUGUAACCAGUGAUGAGAAGAGGGUAGUACAGAAAUGGCCUUGCUUAUGGAAUGGUAUACGACGGCCGUGUUACUUGUUUGCAAGGAAGUUCCAUCCAGAGACUCUCAAUAACUUGUUGCACCUUUUUGCCAAUUAUACAACAAUUUGAGCCAGAUAUUUUUGAUUCCAUAUUCUUUGGUUGGAUUGUUUUCGACCCUUUCACUCCCAUCUUAUUUCCAGUAUAGCUGACGAAGUUGUAAAUUGCCAAAUUAUAGAGGCUUGAUUGUUCGUUCCCCCCGACCACAAUUCUUGAGUGCAAGGGCAACAGGCAGAGCAAUUAGGGUGACCGGAGUCUGGCAGGAGGCUAACAAGCUAGUGUUGCUUCCGUGGGUAUGAGGAUAUGUUGAUCUGUACAAACCCUUCAUUUUGCGCUAUCAGUGUUAAAUUUCUAGAACAUAAUUUUUCUUUUUCGGGGGACUCUUUCACUGCAUUUUGUGGUUAGU